GACAAUCGUCGGACAAUGUGGAGAGGCUCGGAAUGUGCCCGCAUCAAGGUGGUCGACCGCCAGACUACCGAGCUAGAGUUGUACGUCAACCGCUCGCGCGGCGACCAUGGCUUCUCUCUGUUGCCGGUGGAACUCGCGGACAACUACUAGCGGUGGAUGUCGCCGCCGGCGGAUCGACACAAGGCGACGCGGGCUCAGUCGGGGAAUCUUAGCGGGGCGGCCCUCAACCCCAUCAGCACCUUCAACGUCAGCGUCGCCGACGACUGCCACUUCAUCGAGGAGGGCUGGAGCGUCAUCGAUCCUGGACCGGACGGCAAUGGGACCACCACGCCGCUCGGCUGUGGCUGGCCCUCUUCUCGCCCUGCCGACACCAAUGCCCGCCUUCACUUGGUCAUCGAUGAGGAGGCCGGGAUCGUCGUGACUGGCACACUCUUUCCGGGCAAGGUCUAUCCUUACGGAAAGAUCUCCGCCUUCAUCCCGAACGAUAUUGCGCAGGCGCAAGAAGAGCAGGACGUCUGGCUGGCCAAGAAGCAGGCCCAGGGUGGAAUGUCGCUGCUGGUUCCCACCGCUGCCACCGGGGAAACCCUUCAGGUACUCCAGUACUAUAAUGGUAAGCUCCAGGGCCAGCAGGUCAUGCUCUACCUGAGCGGCCCGGACAUGGAAUCAGUCUGGACUAGCUGA
Messenger RNA from Aspergillus homomorphus CBS 101889, 681 nucleotides. RefSeq lists its product as uncharacterized. The transcript has a single exon. Bases 157 to 681 code for a protein of 174 amino acids. The record is from RefSeq and is a predicted model, not a curated record. Lineage: Eukaryota; Fungi; Ascomycota; Eurotiomycetes; Eurotiales; Aspergillaceae.